Messenger RNA from Cuscuta campestris, 2410 nucleotides. Lineage: Eukaryota; Viridiplantae; Streptophyta; Magnoliopsida; Solanales; Convolvulaceae. The record is from the annotation of a GenBank genome assembly.
AUAAGAUUAAUAAAUAGAAAUGCAAAAAAGAUCUCAUUGUCCCCAUGAGUAUUUGUGAAGCUCUUAGAGGAGCGUUAUUUUGGUAGGCACUAAGGCACCUCAUCAAAGGUUUCCAUGAUAAAAUAGCGAUGUAUUGCAUGAAGCCAUACAAUUAUUAUUAUUUUUUAAUUUUUAAUUAAAUUAAAUGUGAGAGAGGUGAGGUGUUAAAAAAGGAUGCAAAAACAUCCUCAGACCAGCCAAACGGUCAGUGAGAGGAAAUAGAUUUGACUUUAAUCAUAGAUUGGAAGAGGAAUCCAAGGGUAGAGGAAAAGGAAAAAAUGUGUAAAGAUGAAGAAGAUGAUGAAUAGUGUAGCCUCCAUUGUUUCCUCCACCUCCCCCUCCCUCUUCCUAGAAGAGGGGUAUAAAUAGGGAGAGUUAGGGUUAGGGUUUGAGCAUACAUACAAACUAAUGGGCCGGCCCAACAGACUGGGCCGCCCCGACCAAUAUUAUACAAAGAUCGGAUACCCUCUGUCCAGGGUAUCCAUCAUGAGUCCCCCACUUUCCGAGCCGAGAGGAACUCGAGGUGAAGUGGAAGUAGAGCAACAAUCCGCCAUAGAAGGACACCGUCUUCCUUGCUGUACAAAAUACAUCGCCAACUUGAUGUCCCGAGCAUGGUGAAGUAAGGCAAACAACGCCAUAUGUCAGAAACGUAAUGCCAAUUGGCUGUCCGGAAUGGCAAAAAGAAACACAUAAUCUGCUCAUUGUCUUGAAAGAUUCUGCUCUCGUACAAAGGGCAUCGUCGGUUUGCUGUUCAGAGUGCAAUAAUCACCAUAAGAGUGGAUGAAUAUGUCGUCAUCCUCUCACAAUCCCGUCAAUGUGUGACCCACUCCACGGGGGAUGCCUCAUUAAAAACUUGCCGAGGAAAAAACCCAUGAGGAUGGGAAAAAAAUAUCCUCGGUCAAGAAAAGAGUACAUCUCGUCCCAGAUCAAGAAAACAUUGCUAGGGGGUGAGGUCUUCUGUGUGAAUCUCAAAAAAGGUGAUCUUCAAGUCCCCCGGACUCGUUGUCCGGAGUCGAGGGCUCUCCUGAUGUGAGAUGUAACAAUCACGAGCCGAGCACCUGGAGUCCCCCACUCCCUAAGCCGAAGAAGAAUUCCGAGGCAAAGGGGAGUAGUGUUCAUGCUCGGCUCCGUUGGGAGUCUUUGGCCCCUUCACGAGAUGACCGAGGCCGAGGCCGAGCUCGAGUACCCCACGAGGUGGUCGAGGCUGAGCUUGAACGGAUGAGGCCGAGCUCGAGUGGAUGAGGCCGAGCUCGUGUUGAUGAGGUUGAGCUCGAGUUGAUGAGGCCGAGCUCGCGUUGAUGAGGCUGAGCUCGCAUGGAUGAGGCCGAGCUCAAGUGCCCCACGAGGUGGUCGAGGCCGAGCUCAAGUGCCUCACGCGGUGCCUAAGGCUGAGCCUAGCCUUCUCAUCCUUCAAACCUGUAAAUAAGUUCAAAAAGAACACAAGGCGCUCGCGGGCUCGGNGAGCUCGAGUUGAUGAGGCCGAGCUCGCGUUGAUGAGGCUGAGCUCGCAUGGAUGAGGCCGAGCUCAAGUGCCCCACGAGGUGGUCGAGGCCGAGCUCAAGUGCCUCACGCGGUGCCUAAGGCUGAGCCUAGCCUUCUCAUCCUUCAAACCUGCAAAAUAAGUUCAAAAAAGAACACAAGGCGCUCGCGGGCUCGGAUGAACCGAUCACCACGCGACCGAGAAAAGUAAGUCAAUGUACGAGUCAAGUCCAAAGUUUUGGACAAAAGAUAGGCUUUAUCAGCGAAGUGCGCCGAUCGUGUAGUAGUCUGGUCUAGAACAAACCUUGACGUCAUCCUUAGUGAGACCGGGGUCUUCAAAUGAGAGCUGCUCGGGUAAGUGAGAUAGGCACAAAGGAUGCACCCCUCGCCUUAGAUCCGAGAGCAAAUAGUUCACGUCGUGGAAGACGGAUAUAUAGGAGUGCGUCAAGAUGGACGGCUUACCUCGGCCUCGCGAAUAAUAUCGUCACGGACGAUUUGGAGUGCCUCGCGGGGAGGGCUUACCUCGGCCUCGUAGAAGAGGCAAUAAAAUUGCGUCGUGGGAGACGGAUGGGAGUGCGUCGCGGCGGACGUCUUACCUCGGCCUCGUUGAAGAGGAAAUGAGAUCGCGUCGUGGAAGACGGAUAGGAGUGCGUCGAGAUGGACGGCUUACCUCGGCCUCGCGAUAAUAUCGUCGCGGACGAUCUUCAACACCUCGUAGAGAGGUUUUACCCGACCUCGCUAAGGAAUGACUAAAUGAGUUGGAUCUGAGCCAUGCCCUGAGGCAGGUCGCUGGCCUGUGUGGGGUGUGAGAUUAAGCUUUGCGAUUGUUCCACAUCAGGGCUUAAAGUGUUGAACACAAAGUGUAAUACCAUCGUCCAAGUGAAGUCUGAUC